UGUACGAGUACAAUCGUUCACGGCCAUCGCUUGAGCCGAGCGCGCGGCGGCAUGGCCACCUUCGCGUCCGUUCGCGUUCUCCUUGUCCUCGCCGCCGUCGUGCUCCCCAGCUCGUUGGCAUGGAACUGCCCGCCGCCGGCGCCCGGCGGCCACGGCCGCCCGUGGUACCCGCCUCCCGGCAGGGGCUCCCCAGAUAGGCCGUCCCCCGGGGCCGGCCACAGCCCGCCCCACCACGGCAAGCCGCCCAAGCACCACCACAAUCCCCCGUCCAAGUGCCCGCCAUGCAAUCCGCCGUACGCGCCACCGUACGUUCCCCCGACGCCACGGCCACCGCCGUACGUGCCACCAACUCCUCCCUACGUCCCGCCAUACGUGCCUCCGACUCCGCCUUACGUGCCACCGACGCCGCCCUACGUGCCACCGACGCCGCCCUACGUGCCGCCGACUCCUCCGUACGUACCACCGACACCGCCCCCGACGCCGCCGACGGGGAGGACGUGCCCGAUCGACGCGCUGAAGCUGAACGCGUGCGUGGACGUGCUGGGCGGACUGAUCCACCUGGUGAUCGGGCGGGAGGCGAAAUCCAAGUGCUGCCCGCUGGUGCAGGGGAUCGCGGACCUGGACGCGGCGCUCUGCCUCUGCACCACCAUCCGCGCGCGCCUGCUCGGCAUCAACAUCUACCUCCCCGUCGCGCUCGAGCUGCUCAUCACCUGCGGCAAGCACCCUCCGCCAGGCUUCCAGUGUCCGCCGCUCUACGCCUCUACGACUGAGAUCGAUCACCAGCUACGAGCUUAGCUAUGCGCCAUGCGUGGCGCUUUGUACUGGCAUGGUCGCGUUCAAGCUAGCAGCGUCUCUAGAUUUGAGUCUUGAUUUCCUUUGGUGCUCUUGCGUAAUAAUGUACUUUGAUUUCAGAUCGAAAACUUUUCGAUCUUCUAAGUGUAGCUUAAUGAUCAGUCGAUGUGUGCAACUGCUGGCCCUUUUGGUCUUUGAGGUGACAAGUAUUUGGUUCAUUUCCAAUGGCAUGCCUUACAAGA
Molecule: messenger RNA, 1034 nt
Organism: Phragmites australis (common reed)
Lineage: Eukaryota; Viridiplantae; Streptophyta; Magnoliopsida; Poales; Poaceae
Product: 36.4 kDa proline-rich protein-like
Exons: 1
Coding region: 52-795 (247 amino acids)
Source: RefSeq, a predicted model, not a curated record